This is a messenger RNA of Oncorhynchus tshawytscha (Chinook salmon), 6445 nucleotides long. RefSeq names its product 1-phosphatidylinositol 4,5-bisphosphate phosphodiesterase eta-1-like. NCBI's taxonomy places the organism in Eukaryota, Metazoa, Chordata, Actinopteri, Salmoniformes, Salmonidae. The transcript has 28 exons. The coding region runs from base 722 to 6370 and encodes 1882 amino acids. Gene Ontology annotation, biological process: lipid metabolic process; phosphatidylinositol-mediated signaling. The record is from RefSeq and is a predicted model, not a curated record. Gene Ontology annotation, molecular function: calcium ion binding; phosphatidylinositol-4,5-bisphosphate phospholipase C activity.
UUAGUGUUAUUACAUGCUGAUUGCAAAGAGGGUAAUUGUCUCACGAGGGAAGUGCCCGCAGGCUGCUGAGGAGGGGAGACUUAAUCUCAUUUGUUUGACUGCAGCCUAGACUCAGAGUCACGCCACAAAAACUAACAUCCCAUUCCUAUCUGAGAGUGGUUGGAUACUCCGCAUUCAGCUACUUGAUUGGACUUCCCUUUUGUGCUACUGAGUGAACAUCCCUUCCCAUCCCCACCUCUUUCCCUUUCUUUAAGAGCUUAAAUUUUGCGUGAACAUCCGUCAGCGAAGGCCGUGGCCUCCUUUAGCCGAGGAUUACAGAUUGAGGAAGGUUUAGUGGUUGAUGCGUGUUGCACACUUCUCCUGCUGCCACAGUGCGAAACACACUUGUGUGUACACUGGCUGCGUCACUGGGACCUGUGCUGUGGAAUGUUUGGUGAAUGUUUGGUGAAGAAUGGGAAUGAAUGGAGUAGCCAGGGGCCUUCACUCCCUGUCCUAUGGCUAGUUCUUCUGGAGACACACAUACAAACUGAGGUGGUGGUACAGGACAAGGUUUUUUAACUCUGCGUGGUAAAAUACAAUUCUGAAAAUGGACAUACUUCCUGGAUUAUGGUAGGGAGUUUGAGGUGUCUUCAGGAUAUUAAGUUUUGGUUUGAGACCAAGGCUGUGUGAGGGGCACAUACACUGGGUAGAGGACAUGAGCGGGAGGCAGGUGUGUAGCUAAAUGAGUGGUACAGGAAUUAACGUCAACUCAGCCAUGGCACCGCUAUCUCCAGGACUGAACGUCAACUUAUCUCCAGGACUAAACCCCAUCAACACCCCACCGAUGACAGCUCCAUCUCCAAGAUCUCCAAGGCUGAGUCUCACCACCACCCCACCGAUGGCAGCGAUAUUUCCAAGACUGAGCCUCACCUCUACUCCAGUGAUGGCUACCUCGUCUACAGUGAAGAGUGGCUCUCCAUCCUUUGCUUCCUUGUCUCCUGGACUGUUCUCCCCCUGUCUGUCCUCUCUGAGCGCAGAGAGAAGGACCUCCUCCCCCUUCAGCAGGUCCUCUAGCAGGUCUCCCACCCCGUCCAUCAUGACGUCCCCAAAGCUGUGGCAGAAAACCUCCAUCUCCAGACUGGCAGAGGAGUUCUUCUGGAUUGGUGGAAGCGUCGUAGCACAGCCCAAAUGGAGAAUGGGUCAAUAUGUGGAGAGGUGUAUGUGCACCAUGCAGACUGGCACCCAGAUGACCAAACUGAAAGGGAAGAAGAAGGGCCUGGUCAGGUUCUUCUACCUGGAUGAACACAAGUCCUGCAUCCGCUGGAGGCCCUCCAGGAAGCACGAUAAAGCUAAAAUAACCAUUGACUCCAUCCACGAGGUGUGUGAGGGCAAGAAGUCUGAGAUCUUCCAGCGCUACGCAGACAGUUGCUUCGACCCCAACUGCUGCUUCAGUAUUUACCAUGGCGACCACGUGGAGUCUCUUGACCUGGUCUCCACUAACGGAGACGAGGCCCGUACCUGGAUUACUGGCCUGAAAUACCUCAUGGCUGGCAUCAGUGACGAGGACAGUCUGGCAAAGAGACAACGCAAAAGGGACCAAUGGUUACAGCAGACCUUCUCAGAGGCAGACAAAAACGGGGACGGCAAUUUGAGCCUGGGAGAGGUUCUUCAGUUACUCCACAAACUCAACGUGAACCUGCCCAGGCAGAAAGUCAGGGAGAUGUUUAAGAAAGCAGACACAGAUGACAACCAGGGUUCGUUAGCUUUUGAAGAAUUCUGUACCUUCUAUAAGAUGAUGUCUACACGCAGAGGCCUCUAUCUCAUCAUGCUCUCCUACAGUAAUAACAAAGAGUUCAUGGACCUAAAUGACCUGGUCCGUUUCAUGGAAAAUGAACAGAAGAUGGCGGGUGUAACCAGAGAAUAUUGUCUGGAGAUAGUGAGCCAGUUUGAGCCAUGUUCUCAAAACCUACAGAAUAUGGUUCUGGGCAUCGAUGGUUUCACCAAUUACAUGCGAAGUCCAGCAGGAGACAUCUUUAAACCAGACCACCAUCGUGUGCACCAGGACAUGACUCAGCCCCUGUGUAACUACUUCAUAGCCUCGUCCCACAACACCUACCUGACAGGGGACCAGCUUCUGUCUGAGUCCAGGGUAGACAUGUACGCCUAUGUGCUCCAGGCUGGCUGUCGCUGUGUGGAAGUGGACUGCUGGGAUGGACCAGACGGGGAGCCUAUCGUCCAUCAUGGCUACACCCUGACAUCCAAGAUCCUCUUCAAAGACGUCAUUGAAACCGUUAACAAAUAUGCCUUCACAAAGAAUCAGUACCCGGUGAUCCUAUCCAUAGAGAACCAUUGCACAGUGCCCCAGCAGAAGAAGAUGGCUGAGUAUCUGUUGGAGGUGCUCCAGGAUAAGGUGGACCUUUCUACGGUCAACAUGAAUGAAUUCAGAAAGUUGCCCUCCCCAGAGCUCCUGAAAGGGAAAGUUCUAGUCAAGGGAAAGAAGCUUCCAGCGAACAUUGAUGGUGAUGCAGAGGAGGGGGAUGUGUCGGAUGAAGACAGUGAGGAAGAGGAGGAUGAAGAUGACACCCAGAUAAACACAGAUGGGAACGCUGCUGGCACUGCAGAUGAAUCCAAACCCAAGAAACGCAGGUCUAUUAUGGGCAGCUUCAGACGCAAGGUCAGCCUAUUCUCUCUCGUACAACUCCCUCCCUCCCUUCCUCCUUACCCGGCCUUCGCUUCACCGCGCUUUCCAAUCAUGUUUAUGCAAAUGAACUUCACUCUUCCUCUUCACCAUUCCCUCCACCAUGCAAAUGACUCUUACCUCACCAGCACAAAUGCAAAUCACAAACUCCCUUCACCACCCCCCUUUGCCAACACUAGCGUGAGGAAAAAGAAGAAGAAAAAGAAGCUAAUGCUCAAUUUAGACCAUGCAGACCAAGAGAACCCCAUCAUGAGAGACAAAACACAAAUUGUGUACCACAACAAGAAAGGGAAGACGAUGAGGUUAUCCCGAGCCCUGUCUGACCUCGUCAAGUACACCAAGUCUGUCCGGGUCCAUGACAUUGAAACACAAGCUUAUAUGACCAGUUGGCAAGUGUCUUCCCUCAAUGAAAGCAUUGUGAACCAGAUCAUGGCUCUGAAGCCAGCUCAGUUGGUGCGAUUAAACCAGAGACAGCUACUGCGUGUUUACCCCUCCAACUACCGUGUGGACUCUAGCAACUUCAACCCACAGCCCUUUUGGAACGCAGGAUGCCAUAUGGUUGCACUGAAUUACCAGACAGAGGGCCGCAUGCUUGAACUGAACAGAGCCAAGUUCUCAACCAAUGGCAACUGUGGAUACUUACUGAAGCCCAGGUGCAUGAACAAAGGUUUCUUUAACCCUACGCUGGAGGACCCUCUGCCAGGACAGAGUAAGACUCAAUUGGUACUGAAGAUUAUCAGUGGGCAGCAGCUUCCAAAACCCAAAGACUCGAUGCUGGGGGAUAGAGGGGAGAUUAUUGAUCCUUUUGUAGAGGUGGAGAUCAUCGGUCUGCCUAUUGAUUGCUGUAAGCAGCAGACAAGGGUGGUGGAUGACAAUGGCUUCAAUCCCAUGUGGGAGGAGAGCUUGGUCUUCACCCUCCACAUGACCCAGAUUGCACUGGUGCGUUUCCAGGUGUGGGACCAUGAUCCAAUAGGACAAAACUUCAUUGGGCAGAGGACCAUAGCAUUCGUCAGCAUGAUGCCAGGUUAUCGCCAUGUCUAUCUCGAGGGCAUGGAGGAGGCCUCCAUCUUUGUUCAUGUGGCUGUAAAUGACAUCACAGGAAAGGUUAAGCCAAGUAAUGCUGUGAAGGGUUUUUUGAAAAAAGCUACGAAGAAAGGGUCGGCCAAGGAGCCAAAGGCGGUCUCCAUGCACCUCUCCACUUACUCAUCAGAGGACGUCCGUCAGCGCUACCGCAAGGACCUGGACUCCUACUCCCAGGAGAGCAGCGGGAACGGCAGCAUGUUACUGACGCCUGCGGUCAUAGACUACCUCCAUAGAGGGACUCAGAGUGAACCACUGAAGCGAGCUCACACGGUGCAAAUCCUGGAGGAGGAAAUCCAGGGUGCUUCUCUGAAGGAGGAGAAAAAGGAGGGGAAAAGGAAGGGCAUCCUUGUCCGCAUGUCCUCCACCUUCUCCAACUCUGGGGCGUCCAUCCCGUGCAUCACAGCAACAAGCCCAGAUCUGGAGGACGUGUUUCAGUCGUCUCAGCCACAGAGUCCAGAAUCAGAGAGCCAAACGCAGUCGUUUCAGGCAGCCUGGCCAGAUCUGGAAGACCAGGUUCAAUCUUUCCAUGCACACUGGCCGGGCCAGGACAACUCGGGUCGGUCAUUUGAGCCAGACCCACCUGAGAUUGAGGACACAGCAGGAGAACCACUGACAAAGCUUAACAGUAAGCCUGCACUCCAAACUGUAUCAAAACAUCUGAAUCAGCCCCAACCCCAGCUCCAUCCGCAGCCCCAGUCCCUACCCCAGGCCCAGCCCCAGUCUCAUCCUGAGGUCAUUCUCCGGAACCGACACCCACCAUCCUCCCCUGUCAGAGUUAGACGGACCCUGGAGACCCCAGCCAGCCAACGCCCCUCCAACACAUCACAGACAAAGGUCCGCUCUCGCAGUGUUCCACGAAAGCAGCAUACCUCCCCCAUCACCCCGGUAGUUAACCGCAGGGCUGCUGUGCACUGGCAGCCUCAGACUCCUUCCCCUCCCCCCCAGAACCAUUGCCGCUAUGGCCACCAGCCUAUACCCAACGGCCUCUACCUUUCUGACAGUGACUCCAGCAGUGGUGGCAGUAUAGACAGUCUACGUCUGGAGCUCCUGCCCUCGCGCGUGCCAGUCAGUGGGCAGAGGGAAGUGGGCACCCUGCAGAGAGAGAUGAAUGCCCUCUUUGACCAAAAGAUGAAGGAGAUUCGCUGUAAAUCGCCACUCUUUUUUUACGUUGCACUGAAUUACCAGACAGAGGGCCGCAUGCUUGAACUGAACAGAGCCAAGUUCUCAACCAAUGGCAACUGUGGAUACUUACUGAAGCCCAGGUGCAUGAACAAAGGUUUCUUUAACCCUACGCUGGAGGACCCUCUGCCAGGACAGAGUAAGACUCAAUUGGUACUGAAGAUUAUCAGUGGGCAGCAGCUUCCAAAACCCAAAGACUCGAUGCUGGGGGAUAGAGGGGAGAUUAUUGAUCCUUUUGUAGAGGUGGAGAUCAUCGGUCUGCCUAUUGAUUGCUGUAAGCAGCAGACAAGGGUGGUGGAUGACAACGGCUUCAAUCCCAUGUGGGAGGAGAGCUUGGUCUUCACCCUCCACAUGACCCAGAUUGCACUGGUGCGUUUCCAGGUGUGGGACCAUGAUCCAAUAGGACAAAACUUCAUUGGGCAGAGGACCAUAGCAUUCGUCAGCAUGAUGCCAGGUUAUCGCCAUGUCUAUCUCGAGGGCAUGGAGGAGGCCUCCAUCUUUGUUCAUGUGGCUGUAAAUGACAUCACAGGAAAGGUUAAGCCAAGUAAUGCUGUGAAGGGUUUUUUGAAAAAAGCUACGAAGAAAGGGUCGGCCAAGGAGCCAAAGGCGGUCUCCAUGCACCUCUCCACUUACUCAUCAGAGGACGUCCGUCAGCGCUACCGCAAGGACCUGGACUCCUACUCCCAGGAGAGCAGCGGGAACGGCAGCAUGUUACUGACGCCUGCGGUCAUAGACUACCUCCAUAGAGGGACUCAGAGUGAACCACUGAAGCGAGCUCACACGGUGCAAAUCCUGGAGGAGGAAAUCCAGGGUGCUUCUCUGAAGGAGGAGAAAAAGGAGGGGAAAAGGAAGGGCAUCCUUGUCCGCAUGUCCUCCACCUUCUCCAACUCUGGGGCGUCCAUCCCGUGCAUCACAGCAACAAGCCCAGAUCUGGAGGACGUGUUUCAGUCGUCUCAGCCACAGAGUCCAGAAUCAGAGAGCCAAACGCAGUCGUUUCAGGCAGCCUGGCCAGAUCUGGAAGACCAGACGGACCCUGGAGACCCCAGCCAGCCAACGCCCUCCAACACAUCACAGACAAAGGUCCGCUCUCGCAGUGUUCCACGAAAGCAGCAUACCUCCCCCAUCACCCCGGUAGUUAACCGCAGGGCUGCUGUGCACUGGCAGCCUCAGACUCCUUCCCCUCCCCCCCAGAACCAUUGCCGCUAUGGCCACCAGCCUAUACCCAACGGCCUCUACCUUUCUGACAGUGACUCCAGCAGUGGUGGCAGUAUAGACAGUCUACGUCUGGAGCUCCUGCCCUCGCGCGUGCCAGUCAGUGGGCAGAGGGAAGUGGGCACCCUGCAGAGAGAGAUGAAUGCCCUCUUUGACCAAAAGAUGAAGGAGAUUCGCUGUAAAUCGCCACUCUUUUUUUACGAUUACUCUACGCUAUAGUAACCAGACACUUACAAGGACCACAGCAGUGAGCAGCCAAUUGGAAUAAACAUGGGAGUAGGAUAAACACUUGUA